GAUUAUAUCGGCGUAAUCGAUUAUACAACGUCACAAACGUCAAAUUGCUUGCGUCCAUUUAUUAUUUUCUCAUCAAUCAAAUCAAAGCAAAAGGAAAAGUGCAAAUUACAGCAUUUACCUGUGUGCAGUGUGCUCGUGUGGACGUGAAAGUAGUGAGAAAAGUGCUGAGGAUUAGUUUGCAAAUACAUUGAGGCACAAUGACGCAGUAUUUGCCCCCGAAUUUGUUGGCUCUUUUCGCCCCACGCGACCCUAUUCCAUUUAUUCCGCCUCCAGAUAAGUUGCCCCAUGAAAAAAAGUCUCGUGGCUACACUGGCGUUGGGCAGUUCCUUCAGUUCUUUGAAGACCCAAAAGAUACGCCGCCACCGACGCGUGUGGAAACCCGCGAGGAGCGGAUGGAACGUCGCCGCAGGGAGAAAGCAGAGCAGGUGGCGUACAAGCUGGAGAGGGAGAUUGCAAUUUGGGAUCCCCAUCAGGUGCAACAUGCCACCGAAGAUCCCUUCAGGACGCUUUUUGUCUCCAGAAUUAACUAUGAUACAUCAGAGUCAAAGUUACGGCGUGAAUUUGAAAUGUAUGGCCCAAUAAAGAAGAUCAUCUUGAUCCACAACUCGGAAAAUGGCAAACCACGAGGUUACGCUUUUAUUGAAUACGAACAUGAACGGGACAUGCACUCUGCUUAUAAACACGCUGAUGGUAAGAAAAUUGAUGGAAAACGCGUGUUGGUGGAUGUUGAGAGGGCCAGGACGGUCAAAGGAUGGCUACCACGUCGUUUGGGCGGUGGACUCGGUGGAACACGUCGUGGUGGUCCUGAUGUGAAUAUCAAGCACUCUGGGAGGGAGGAUAACGAACGUGAACGCGAGCGGUAUCGCUUGGAGCGUGAGAAGGAAGAUCGUGAUCGUCGUGAUCGUGACAGAUUCGAUCGACGUCGCAGCCGAUCACGCGAAAGAAUACCACGCGAGAGGGAGAGAUCACGCCAUAGAAGUCGAUCGCGUGAGCGUAGGAAGCGUCGUAGUAGAGAUCGGAGUGACUACGAGGAUGUGGAACGUGAUCGCAUCCGUGAACGUGGUGAUCGUGCUGAGCGCGGUGAUCGUGAUCGUCGUGAUCGCGAGAAGGAUAAGAAGCGCAAGAGAUCUCGAUCACGUGAUCGUGAUCGUUCAGACAGAAAAAGAGACAGACGCGACAAGGAUCGCGAUCGUGAUCGCAAGGAGAGGAAGCCAGAUUUCCGUGAGGGAGACAUUAAGAUCAAAGAGGAGCCAAUUGAUGAUUAUCCGGAUUAUUCAGCACAGUACGCAAACUACCAAAAUGACGUUAAAUACGAAGAGGAUGAGGAGAAGUAUAGAAUCCCGGAAAAUGGACAAACAUACGAGCAGAGUGAUUGAGUGUGAAUUUGCAAAAUAUGUAAUUUUAUUUGAAGAUUAUCAAAUAAAUUCCUUAGCCCUUAAAA
Molecule: messenger RNA, 1441 nt
Organism: Lutzomyia longipalpis
Lineage: Eukaryota; Metazoa; Arthropoda; Insecta; Diptera; Psychodidae
Gene: snRNP-U1-70K
Product: U1 small nuclear ribonucleoprotein 70 kDa
Exons: 7
Coding region: 198-1376 (392 amino acids)
Biological process (GO): mRNA splicing, via spliceosome
Cellular component (GO): U1 snRNP; precatalytic spliceosome; U2-type prespliceosome
Molecular function (GO): U1 snRNA binding; mRNA binding
Source: RefSeq, a predicted model, not a curated record